ACAAUUUUAUGCUACUUUUCUUUCCAGCAACGGUAUUUCCGUAUUUCCAAUAUCAGCGAUAGCUGACGGUACUGAGGGUGGUUUGAUUUUUAUUUUCCUUGCCGUCUAAAGACCUUUUUGCUUCACCAAGAAGAAAUAUGAGCAGCCCUGCCGGUGUCCUUCGCUUCUUGCAUAUUAUCCAAAAUCUUAAGAAAACCAAACGAACGGGUUGGGUGGAUAAUGGAAUCAAGCAACCUGAGUCCAUUGCCGAUCACAUGCAUCGCAUGGGUAUCAUGGCAAUGCUAAUAGACGAUCCUUCGUUGAAUCGCGACAAGUGUAUCAAAAUGGCGAUCGUACACGAUCUAGCAGAAGCUGUCGUGGGCGAUAUUACUCCUCAUGCUGGUGUAUGCAAAGAAGACAAGUACAACAUGGAAAGCACUGCAAUGCGUGAUUUCCAAGCUCUGUUGGGUGAUACUGCCAUGGUUCGUGAAAUCGUAAACUUGUGGCAAGAAUAUGAAGAUGCACAGACUCCAGAAGCCUUGCUGGUCAAGGACCUCGACAAGUUCGAAAUGAUCGUGCAAGCGUUAGAAUAUGAAAAAUCCGAUAAAAAAUCACUUCAAUCGUUCUUUGAUUCAACCCAAGGCAAGUUCAAGCAUCCAGCUGUCAAAGCUUGGGCUGAAGCGCUUUAUCAAGAGCGUGCAAUUCAAUAAAUUGGAACUUGAGUAGCUUACAUUUCGGGCAAAGUUCGAAUGUGAUCAUGUUUUUACAAGAAUACCUGCAUAGGCUGAUAAGU
Messenger RNA from Zychaea mexicana, 772 nucleotides. RefSeq lists its product as uncharacterized. NCBI's taxonomy places the organism in Eukaryota, Fungi, Mucoromycota, Mucoromycetes, Mucorales, Lichtheimiaceae. The coding region runs from base 138 to 689 and encodes 183 amino acids. The transcript is spliced from 7 exons. Gene Ontology annotation, cellular component: cytoplasm. The record is from RefSeq and is a predicted model, not a curated record. Gene Ontology annotation, molecular function: 5'-deoxynucleotidase activity.